UUCCAUGUUGCACCGUCUGCCUGGGUCGCAACUCCCAUCACACAGUCGAGUGCACCGCCCCCAAAACCUGGGAUAACCUCUUUGAUACCUUCUCAGAGCGCAUUAACAAAGCGCUCUGGACCAGGGAUGGAUGACAGUUGUGUACCUCGUGGCAACGUGAGGAAGGUUGCACCAACACCUCACACGGCAACAAACAUAUGUGCUCGGGGUGUGGUUCCCCAGAUCACGGAGCCCAGCGUUGCGCUAGAGCGCAGAAGGUCUAAGCCC
Messenger RNA from Suillus clintonianus, 267 nucleotides. RefSeq lists its product as uncharacterized. The record is from RefSeq and is a predicted model, not a curated record. The annotation marks the transcript as partial. The transcript has a single exon. NCBI's taxonomy places the organism in Eukaryota, Fungi, Basidiomycota, Agaricomycetes, Boletales, Suillaceae.